AUGACCUCCCGCUCCCGGUACCGUCUCCUCUUUGCCGUCUCUUGCGUUCUGUUCACCUACUCCUUCCUCAACCACCACAAGUUUCCCCUAAACUUUGACAUCCUCUGGCCGGAUCAACAAUCAUCACGACGAACAACCCCGCCAAUAGAAGAACGCCAACAAGUCCCGCUCGCGUCACUUGAAUCCUCGUUUUUUACCUGGUCAGAUCCCGACGCACCACCAAUCCCGAAGCCACCGUACAAACCUGAGCUUGAAGAGUCACCACCCAUACCGGAUCCGUUCCCUUUGCUGUCUGAAUACCCGGCUCCGCCGAGGAAGUUGCUGUUGCAGCAUGUCCCCAAACCGCCGAGAGGGCAAUCGAAAGAGGAGGCGCCGCUCUUGAUAGGGUUCACCCGGAACUGGCCUCUGUUGUUGCAAUGCGUCACGAGCUACAUCGCUGCAGGGUGGCCACCGAGCAGCAUUUAUGUUGUGGAAAACACCGGGACCAUGUUUAGCAAUAGGCAGGGGCGGUUGACGUUGCAGAAUCCGUUUUACUUGAAUCAUACCCAGCUGGGGAUGUUGGGGGUGAAUGUCAUCAUUACACCCACCCUGUUGACCUUUGCCCAACUCCAAAACUUUUACCUCUGGUAUGCCCCCCUUUUCCUCCCUCUCCUCACGGAGACUAACCACCCCCCAAGGACGGCCCUCAACCGCAACUGGGACUACUUCUUCUGGUCCCAUCAAGACCUCCUCGUCUUUUCGCCACCCGGUGACCCUUCAUCCACUCUCUACUCCAACGUUUUGUCGGUCAUGCAGUACCUCAAAACCCCCGCCGCUCCCAGGUGGGCUCAUCACUUCUUCGCCUACGACCAUUUGACCCUCGUCAACACUGCCUCUGUCUUGUCCACCGGCGGCUGGGACACCCAAAUCCCCUUUUACUCCACCGACUGCGACAUGUACACCCGCCUGAUGUGGGCUGGUUUCUGGCAAGGGGAGUCGCCCGAUGUAGGGCGCAUCUUUGACGUCAAGACAGUGGUUGAUGACUUUGCUGCGCUACUGUCACUACCGGGUUACCAAGCGAGUUUCAACGGGACGGUGUAUGAGGAUCCGGUUGAGCUGGGGGAGGUGAUGCAGGAUGUAAAGUACAACCAUAGUAACGACAACUCGGGGAGGAAUACCUGGCAGCUGAGGCAGAGGGGCGGGCAAGACGAGCCGUUCUAUCGGGACGCGGUUGGGUUUGAGGUGGGGACGCAGAUGACGAUUGAGUUGGGGAGGAAGGUGUUUGCGGAGAAGUGGGGGCAUAGGGGGUGUGAUAUUGCGUUGAUGGAGGGGAUCGAGAGUGGGGAUGCGUGGAGGUUAGAGAGGGAUUGGGAGGAGGGGGAUGGGGGGGAGGAUAGUUGGUAG
Messenger RNA from Podospora anserina S mat+, 1383 nucleotides. RefSeq lists its product as uncharacterized. Bases 1 to 1383 code for a protein of 460 amino acids. The record is from RefSeq and is a predicted model, not a curated record. Lineage: Eukaryota; Fungi; Ascomycota; Sordariomycetes; Sordariales; Podosporaceae. The transcript is spliced from 2 exons.